AUGUACUACAUUAGUGUCAGGACCCCCUCGGCGACCCUCCCACUUUGCACUUUCAUCUCUGACACCAACAUAUUGACUCGGGGCAAAGGAGGGGGUGAGCGCGUCCCAUUCAAGAGCCAAGGUGAGGCGAUUGAAGCCGCGGGGCGACCACUGACUCAUACACGCCACCCAGAAUCCUUUAAACUGGAAGUCACAGCCGGGCGAGCGUGUGAAGGGCCCGACAGCACUGCCCUCUUCCUCUCAUCUCCCUCGGAAUCAAGCCUCACCCCAUUAGAGGAGGCUGACCCCACACCCCGCUGCACAAACAGAACCAGCGGCGGGCCACAGCCACAGCGGGGUCACGACACCUUGACUUUGUUGAGGGUGCCACUCGCGCCCCCCACCCCCUGCCCCAGGCCUUUCAAGUGUCACCUGAAGCAGAGGGAGGAGAGCGAGGCCUGGGAGAUCGUAGUCAUUUGUCCAGCGUCACACGUUGUUUGCAUGGAGUCAUUAAGGCCAUUUAGAGGUUUGCCCUGA
Molecule: messenger RNA, 516 nt
Organism: Knipowitschia caucasica
Lineage: Eukaryota; Metazoa; Chordata; Actinopteri; Gobiiformes; Gobiidae
Source: the annotation of a GenBank genome assembly